Messenger RNA from Spodoptera frugiperda (fall armyworm), 1634 nucleotides. RefSeq lists its product as uncharacterized. The record is from RefSeq and is a predicted model, not a curated record. Lineage: Eukaryota; Metazoa; Arthropoda; Insecta; Lepidoptera; Noctuidae. The transcript has 3 exons. The coding region runs from base 285 to 1634 and encodes 449 amino acids.
AUUUCUCGUAAAACUUAAUAAAUUCACAAGAAAAAAUUAACUAAGUACCGUGAUAAUAUGUAUUUCCACAUAAUUGAAGCUGUGUAUGUUCACGUUCAACACAAAACUAACUAUUGUUAUCAAAACUAAUCAGUUUUUAUCACUUGUAAACUUUGUAAUGUUCUUAGAGUGACAGGACAAGAAGCAAUUAAUUUCUGGCAUUUAAAUUUGCUUAUUUUGUGCUGAAACGAGCCAGUCUCAUUUGCUUCCGCCAUACUGCAGCUGGAAGCCUUUUAAAAUUCACAAUGAAAAUUCGUGACCAGUUUUUAUUUAUCUCAUUCGCAAUAAUAUGUCGAAUUGGUGUGGCAUCUCCAAACAGACGCGGAACAGAUGUGGUCCUAGAUGUGGAUAACACUGAUCCAUAUUAUGCGACUAGAUCAGGCUAUGCUAAUGCUGAGGCUGGUAGCUACGCUAGUAGUGGUGCAGUUGGUUAUGGGGAAGCAAGUGGGUUCGCUGGCGGUGGAGCAUCAGGCUAUGCUAAUGGAGGAGCAGGGGCAGCUGCGGGGGCAACUGCAGGGGCAACGGCAGGAGCAACGGCAGGGGCAACGGCAGGGGCAACGGCAGGGGCAACGGCAGGGGCAUUGAUUGCGGUGCCACCAAUAGGUAUUGCACCACCUAAGUACGGUGAAGAAAGUCUAUCUGGUGCCUAUAGCGGUGGAAGCAGUGGUGCCUACGGCAGCGCAAGUGCUGGCGCCAAUGGCGGUGCAGGUGCUGGCGCCUACGGUGGUGCAGGUGCUGGGGCCUAUGGUGGUGCAGGUGCUGGCGCCUCUGGCGGUUCAGGUGCUCGUGCCUAUGGCGGUGCAGGUGCUGGGGCCUAUGGUGGUGCAGGUGCUGGCGCCUAUGGUGGUGCAGGUGCUGGUGGUCAUGUUGGUGGAGGUGCUGGUGGCCAUAUUGGUGGAGGUGCUGGUGGCCAUAUUGGUGGAAGUGCUGGUGGCCAUAUUGGUGGAGGUUUAGGAGGAUAUAUUGGAGGAGGUGCUGGUCUUUAUGGCGGUGCAGGUGCGGGUGCCUAUGGCGGCGCAGGUGCGGGUGCCUAUGGCGGCGCAGGUGCCGGUGCUUAUGGUGGUGCAGGUGCUGGUGCCUAUGGCGGUGGAGGUGCUGGUGCCUAUGGUGGUGGAGGUGCUGGUGCAUAUGGCGGUGCGGAAGCUGGUGCUGGUGGUCAUAUUGGUGCAGGUAUUGGCGCCCAUCUAGGUGGUAGUAUUGGCGGAUUUAUUGGUGGAGGUGCUGGGGCUUAUGGAGGUGCUGGUGCUUAUGGAGGUGCUGGUGCUUAUGGAGGUGCUGGCGCCUAUGGUGCUGCAGAUGCUGGCGCCUAUGGUGCUGCAGAUGCUGGUGCCUAUGGUAGUGGUCCAGCUGGCAACCUUGUUGGUAUUGCUCCUGAUCCUUAUAGCGGAGCAGAUGGUGGUGCCUUAGUUGGUAGUGCUGCUGGUGCUUAUAGCGGCGCUGGUGCUUACAGUGGGGGAGCAGCAGGUGCCGCAGCUGGUGGAUAUAGCGGUGCUGGCAGUUCUAGUUUUGCUGGAGGUGGUGCCACUAGUUUUGGUGGAGCUACAGCUUCUAGUUACGCUGGUGCUGAAGCUGCUGGUUAUUCAGGUUUUGUGUAA